AUGGAUAUGAAUCCAAAAGAGCAAUUUGAAAGCCUUCGUAAAGUGGGUAGUGGUGCUAAUGGCGCCGUCGUACGAGCUGUAAAAAAGCAUACAAAAGUCCAGGUGGCUAUCAAACGAUGCUAUAUUGAAGAUCAGGAUACACCUCAUCAUGCUUAUAUCUUGCGCGAAUUACGUAUCAUGGGUUGUUUGAACCAUCCAAACCUAAUUCAGUUACGGGAGGCUUGUCUAUGGGAAGAUCACCUUUGGAUGUGUAUGGAACUGAUGUCUUGUUCUGUAUUCAAUUUAUUAUUUAAUACAACCACUGGAUUAAGUGAAGGUCAUACGGUUCGAAUUGCUAAAGAGUGUUUGGAAGGUUUGGUUUAUCUUCACUCCAAGAAUUACAUGCAUCGCGAUAUAAAAUGUGAAAAUAUCCUUUUAGGCAGAAAUGGUCAAGUUAAGCUAGGUAAUAAAGUUGUAUCAACUCCAUUGAACAGAGUCAAUACCAACAGACUAGGUACAGCCAAGUGGAUGGCACCUGAAGUCGUAUCAGAGAGUCCUUAUAAAGAAAACGUCGAUAUUUGGUCGCUUGCUAUCACGAUGAUCGAAAUGAUGGAUCGUGUGCCCCCGCUUUAUUAUCUUGAAAACAACCAAGACGUUUAUGCCGAAAUCCUCUAUGGUGAUCCACCCAAGUUCCACUUUUCGGUCCCAUCACCUGCAAUGAAUGAUCUUGUUCGUUGGAUGUUGACUUAUAAUGGAUUAUCUCGUCCCGGAGCAAAAGCCGUGCUCAAGGUAAUACAAGAAAAAAAUUGA
Messenger RNA from Rhizopus microsporus ATCC 52813, 789 nucleotides. RefSeq names its product kinase-like protein. The transcript has 5 exons. Gene Ontology annotation, molecular function: protein kinase activity; ATP binding. The coding region runs from base 1 to 789 and encodes 262 amino acids. Lineage: Eukaryota; Fungi; Mucoromycota; Mucoromycetes; Mucorales; Rhizopodaceae. The record is from RefSeq and is a predicted model, not a curated record. Gene Ontology annotation, biological process: regulation of MAPK cascade; protein phosphorylation; intracellular signal transduction.